Lolium rigidum is the source of this 1069-nucleotide messenger RNA. RefSeq names its product transcription factor BIM2-like. The transcript is spliced from 9 exons. Gene Ontology annotation, molecular function: DNA-binding transcription factor activity; protein dimerization activity. Gene Ontology annotation, biological process: DNA-templated transcription. The record is from RefSeq and is a predicted model, not a curated record. The coding region runs from base 90 to 1001 and encodes 303 amino acids. Lineage: Eukaryota; Viridiplantae; Streptophyta; Magnoliopsida; Poales; Poaceae.
AGGAGCAUGUGCUGCCAGGUGGCGUUGGGACGUUCAGCAUCAGGCAAGUGACUGACGCUCAGCUGAGGGAAGCAUCGGUCGCUGCCUCCAUGGUGGAGAUGGCACACGCGGCAGGAUCAAGUGCUACUGUUCGUGGUGCUCCGUCUACAAUGUGGCAAGAUUCCGGCAUUGAUAAGAGAUCUAGAGCGUCGAGAGCAGAGGGGAGGAGCAGUGGCAGCAGUGCCGAUCAGGAGCCCAACAGCCCGAGGUCAAAGCAUUCCGCUACGGAGCAGCGGCGGAGGACCAAGAUAAAUGACAGGCUUGACGUGCUUCGGGAACUCCUGCCGAACUGCAAUCAGAAAAGGGAUAAAGCUUCUUUCCUUCUAGAGGUUAUCGAAUACAUAAGGCACUUGCAAGAGAGAUGCCACAAAUAUGAGUCUGCUGUUCCAGACAAGAAUCACGUGGAUGCCAAAUCAAUGCCAUGGGACAAAGUGUACUACAGAUCACGAUGGAUGAAUGCACAGAACAUCAGUCAAGUCCAAGGAGGAGGUUUAUCAACUACUGGAGAAAACAUGAACAAAGAACAGCACAGUUCCAAGAGCAUUACAGCUGCACCUGCUCCUCUCUUCAGCACACAAAGUGUAAGAGAAACUAGCACGACCGCCAGUUCCUCCCACAAUAUAACAGAGAAUGGUAUGCCUAGCAAUCAGCCACCGUGGCUGAGUAUGUCAACCAUGAACCAGAACUGUGAUGCAAGCAACAGAACUCUAAGCAAACACGAGCCACCAAGUCAUCACAGUAACAGUCAGAGUCUUUCUAGUGCUUACUCCCAAGGGUUGUUGUAUAAACUGAAAGAAGCACUACAGAAGUCAGGAGUAGAUCCAUCUCAGGCUAACAUAUCUGUAGAGAUCAAUAUGGACAGACGGGCACGGGCCAAUGCUCAUACAGAUGACAAUUCAAAGGCUAACGAAGGCAAAGAACCUAUCCACAUAGCCAAGAGGCUCCGGUGCGACAGAAGCUAGAUCUCUGUCCCAAACUAGACAGCCCAUUCAUCGCAAAGUUCAGACCAGGACUUUGCAGCAGCAAACUA